Messenger RNA from Sus scrofa (pig), 3766 nucleotides. The record is from RefSeq and is a predicted model, not a curated record. NCBI's taxonomy places the organism in Eukaryota, Metazoa, Chordata, Mammalia, Artiodactyla, Suidae.
ACAUGUAAGAUAUGGAAGUUCCCAGGCUAGGGGUUGAAUCGGAGCUGCAGCUGCCAGCCACAGAUACAGAAAUGCCAGAUCCGAGCCGCAUCUGCGAUGUACACCACAGCUCAUGGCAACGCCGGAUCCUAAACCCACUGAGUAAGGCCAAGGAUUGAACCCGCAUCUUCAUGGUUACUAGCCAGGUUCAUUACCACUGAGCCACAGUGGGAACUCUAACCAUUGGCUUUUGACAUUAGACAAAGUAAGAACUUCAGAACUAGCUAACACUGACCUAGCAUUUCCUACACAGCUACUGCUUCCAGAAGCAGCUCUUCCACCUCAGCCCCUCUGCCCCAUGUGUCCAGCUGAAGAAUGGAGUUUAGCUCCUGCUCUGCCCAUGUCUCUGAUUGUAGAAGGGAAAGGAAUUAUCCAUAAGGAGAACCCUGUGGAAAAUCUAAAAGCCACUUAGACAUGAAUUGUGCCCCCCACUGGGAUGACUGCUCCAGACAGCAGUUAAUGAAAGAGUCGAGGCUGACACAGCCGACUAUGGUACUUACAGCGGUGGUGCCAGCACUCCCAUGGAAGAGGACACCUGCGUAACAAUUUGCUUAAGAUUGAGGAUGGGAAGUCUUCGAGUUGCUUUACAUGGUAACACUGAAUUUCCCUUUCACUGGGUAGCCAGUUUCCUCUCUGGGUCUUGAUUUCAAAUCCCAGUUUUGCCACAGACAUGCAGUGUAACAUUGAGCAAAUCACUUAACCUCUCUGAAUCUCAGUUUUCUCAUCUAUAAAACGGUAAAUAAGCAACUUUUGAGGAACCCUUCCUAUGUGCCAAGCCCUAUGCUGACACAUCUAUAUGAGUCACCCCAAUGGAUCUUCACAAUACCCAACAGAUAUAGAUGGAUUUAUUAUUUCCAUUUUGCAGACAUAUGUGAGGCUCAGAGAGGAAGUAGCUGGCCCACAGUUACACAGCUUCUGAGUCACAGUGGGGAUUUGAACCCAGGCCUGUCUGGCUGCAGAGGCAUGGCAUAGGUGACAUACAUGGAAAGGGCAUGGGGAGUGGCCACAAGGUGGUCACUGGGCCCUCCCAGGCCUGCCUCUACCUCACACCUGCUCUUCUCCAUGCACCCCCAACAUACACCCUUCCUCCCUUGGGUUCUCUGACUGCUACUUCCUGUCACAGAAGCCUCCUGGGGACCCUCCUAAGAACUGGAAGCCCUGCCCCAGGCUCCAUAGCUCUGAUAUUAUUCCAAAAGGAAGGACCCACCCCCAAAAUCACAGGACCCCCACCUACUUCCUCCUUGGGUCCUCUGGCCCAGCCCCAGAGUCUGCCCCUUGGGCCUCAGCGACAAACCCUAUCAAUUCUGGCCAGAAGCUCCAAGGUCACCAGGUGCCAAGGACCCCUCCCUCCACUGAAGGGUUCCGCUGAGAGCAAGCCCGGCCAGGAGGUGGAUUCCUGCCAUGUUCCCGCCCACCUGAGCUCAGGUUAUAAAAGUUGUGUCUUUCUGAGAAGCUGGAGACAGAGGCCCAGGAGACAUUCAGGAGAGCCUGUCCUAUUCUUGGAGAGGUCCUGAACAGGAGGAUGCUGCUGCUCUUGGGGUCACUGCUAUGCGGGGGGCUGUUGCCCCAGGCCCAAGGGAAGGCCCAGCACUUGGUCUUCAUUCGAAUCAGCAAGAAUCAGCUGGAAACAGACAUUUCAGACAUGUUCUUGAAACACCAUGUCCUGGAUCGCUUGGCCAAGAUCCCCGUGAUGGGAGCCACAAGUGAAGGCGCCACCAUCCUGGACCACCUGCCUUUCGUCAGAAAAGGCCUCUCCAAGAAGAGCAGUGGGCUGGACCUGUCGCUGGUCACAGACCUGCUCUUGGGGCAGAGCCUCCCACCACUAGGGAAGCUUCUCCAGGCAGGUGGGUUGGUCAUAGAAGAUGCCAAAGGACCCGAGGUCACCCUGCAAAUCCUGAGUGACAGCCUGCUGCAGGUCACAUUGCGAAACAAACUGUACCUCUCGCUCCAGAGGAUCCUGCGGUUCAAAGUCAUCAAGAACAUCCGCAUCGGGGUGCGGCUGGAGCAGAUAGGGAACAAGACCAACGUGGCCUUCGAGGAGUGCCACACCCCACCAGGGUUCCUGAACAUCGAGGUUCUGGAGCACAUGGGCCUCCUCCUGGUGAACGAAGCUCUGAAGUUGGCGACAGAUGUCCUAGACAAGGCAUUGCCCUUCCUCCUGCAGAAGAUAGUGUGCCCCCUGGCCACCACCCUGCUCAACUUGCUGCUGGAAGACCUGUUACACAUCACUCUGCCCCCAACCAUCUCGGACCCAGAAGACUUCCAGUACCACGUCACCACCACAGAGUUCACGGAGGAGGCCAUCCUGAUGAAGGUCCAGCUUGUGACCCCCUGUGGCUCAGGCAAGAGAGCUCCCAAGCCUGACUACCUGGACCCCAAUCCCCUCCCCACAUUAGCCCAGGACAGCAUGGCAGACCUGGCCUUUCCACUGGAAACCUACAAUGACAUCCUGUCCUGCCUCUACUCCAGCAAGGAGAUCCAUGUGAAUCUCUGGGACCCUACGGCUGCUGACCUCAUUCAGCUGCUGUUGCCGAGAGAACUGGAGCUGGGGCCCAAGACUUCUCACCAGCCCAGAAGGAGUGUGGGACUGACCAUCAGCACCCCUAACCCUCCCACUGUCCACCUGGGUGGCCACACAGCUGCAGUCAUCCAGCAGGGCUCCCUGGUGCUUCUGGGUCCUGGCAACACCUCCUCUGUUUCAGUUUCCUGGAAACUCCUUUCAAAGGCUGUGUUUUCCUCGAAAAAUCGGGAAUUAAAACUCCAGUUCACUCCAAACAGCAUCGCAGUCACCCUGGGCCCUUACCCCCCUGGCCUUGCAAAGCAGGUGAGUCUCCUUCCACACCCUCAGCCUCCCUGCGGUUCUGAAGGACAUACCAGCAGGCCCAGAAGAAGGCCCUUAGUCACUGGUGUAGGGGGUGGAAAGCCUCACUCAUUUUCCCUGGGGGCUCUCUUGUCCUGGAGCCCCCAUGCCCACAGGGGGUGGGGAGAACCCUCAGAACUUGUCCAUUUCGCCCUUGUGUAUACUUAACAAGUACUUACGGAGUGUCUACUACGUGCCCAGCCUUGCCUUAGGUUCUUAGGAUGUGAGCACAACAAAUGUCCCUGCCCUGGUGGAACACACAUUCUAGCAGGGAAACGUGAGAUAAUAAACACUAACUACAGUAAGGUAGAUGUUACAGUAUGUGGGUAGGUGAUAACUCGAUGGAAAAAGCAGAGGGGAUGGGCAGGGAGGAUGGGAGGCGCAGGUGAGGGUAACUAUUGAGAAGGAAGGUCAGGGAAGGCCUUGUUGAGAGGAGCAAUACAGGAGGGAACUGGGGGGGGUGGGGGAGUGUGCCUGGGGCCAGGGAGCAGCAGGGGAUCCAGGGAAGCUGGAUCCGAAUGGGAAGAGGGAAAUGAGAGAGGGAGCCGGGCCUGCUGCUGAGGGCGGGCUUUUCCUGAGACAGAUGGAAGCCAGUGGUGGGUUCUGAGCAGAGGAGGAGCUGAUGGGACCAGGCUAGAUGGAGGCAGAAGCCCCAUGGAGCAGGCUGGGAGCUCAGCGUAGAGGUUGACGAGGCUCAGAUGAGGUGAUGGCAGGUGGCAGUGGUGGGGAGUGGCUGGGAGCAGGAUGCAUUCUCAAAGUAGAGCUGCCAGGAUUUCCCAAUGGAGUGGAUGUGGGAAGGAGUGAGGAGCAUCCUGGGUGACACAGGAUUUUUAAGGGCACCUCCUUAUCUUUCAGGAGAAUAUUUGG